AUGAAGACUGCUGAUAUGAAGACCUCGGAAACUCCUCACAAUGCAUGGAAAGUUCCAAGUCCAAUUUUCAAAGACCAGCUGGAAAAAGGCGGGAAAGCAAGUGCGUUAAGACCAACUUUAAGUAUAAGUCCUUCACAUACAGUUCUGAUGCAAUUAUCGAGGAAACAUAAGUCCGAUUCAUUUUAUCAAAAUAAACAUAAGAUGACGUUUGAAAUGAUGCAGAGGAUUUUCACGGCUCCACAUGAUUUUCAAGAAUUUCUUUCAAAAGACGAAAAUGUUCUUGAGGCAAUCAGUGAUGAGGGUCUUUUUGAAGCUGCACGUCUAGCAAAUCCUAUUCUUCCGCAGUACCAUCCCAAACAACUAAUUGAACUAUUGAAUUCUGGUCGAAUUCGUGAAGUUAAAGCGAUCCUCUUGCAUGUUCUUAAAUGUUUGAAGCACUCUAUCGCGUCAUCAGUACCGAAUCCAUUAUCGUCUUCGUCAUCAGUUCGCCGAAUUUCGAUGUCCGAAACAGUUGAUACGAUGAUCGCUCAGCAGAAUAUGAAUCAAGAAGAAUCAAGAAGAGGUCUUUCUGACACUUUCGACGAUAUAAAUUCAGAAUAUGCGGAAUUAGAUAGCAUUGCACCUUUGCCUCUUUACCUUUUGAUGUCUGUUGACGAUUUUUCUGUUGCAGAGGGAAGAACAAUCACAUGCGGAAAUGAGGAUCAAUAUAAUUCAUUGUUUGAAACUGGGCAGAAUAAUGACGAUUUGGAUGAAAUGCUUAAUAUGGAUAAUACCGACAGUGAUACUCGGCACUCUCGACAACCAUCAAUGACAAGCGAUGUUGCCUUGGCUAAUACCGGCAUAUUGAAAGACCAAAUAUCAACGGUAUUUACGGCGAAACACAAUCGCAUAUUGACUGAGUUGCUUACUCAUAUCCAUUUGCCAGGGUUAUCGACUGUUGAUCAGAUGCAUUUAUUGGCCAUUGCUGAUACAAUCAGCCAUUUUUCUGCUGAUGCAAUGGAUAAACUCGCGCAAGCUAAUGCUGCACUCAAUAUAACCCAGGUUCGUGUGCUCAAUGAUGCUGGUAGUGGUUACGCUGCAACAGCAAGAGGAAUCGAAAGCGUCGAUGAAUGCGGUCUUCGUUUUCUUAUGGCUAUGAAACAACAUGAAUAUCUUUUGCUGUGUCUUCCACUAUUGCAAAAAAAAGUUCUAAAGCAGAAAGGUAUUUCUUCUUCUAAUAUUAUUUGGGCAUUGCAUUCUGAAACUGAAACAGAGCUCCUAAAUGCUAUUCCAUCAUUACAUAAAGUAAAUUUAUGUUGGGAAGAUUUGCGUUCAUUGGGUAUAGCAUGGUGGUUGAAGAAUACCUCUUCCUUGAAAGUUGUUAUCGAAAAGUUAGCAAAAUCUGCUUUUCAAUUGCAUCAAAAUCCAAUGGACGCAUCUUUAUAUUAUAUGGCUAUAAGAAAAAAGAACGUGUUAACACAUUUAUUCAAGACAAUAAAGGACCAGAAAAUGGCUGAUUUUUUUAUGCAAGAUUUUGCGGAAGAGCGUUGGAAAAAAGCUGCAUUAAAAAAUGCUUUUGUUCUUAUGGGAAAACAACGUUUUGAAAAUGCUGCAGCGUUUUUUUUGCUUGCAGGAUCACUUAAUGAUGCCAUUAUCCUCAACAAAUUAAAUGAUCUGCAACUUGCCAUGGUCAUUAUAAGACUAUAUGAGAAUGAUCUUGAAAAGCAGUGUGCUAUGAUGAGACAGUUAUUAUGCCAUGAGAUUCUUGGUAUUAAUGAUGGAAAUAAUGCCAAUAAAUGCUGCAGUGUUGAUUCACCAAAAGCUAGCCGUGACCCUUUUGAGCGAUCGAUGGCCUUCUGGCAUCUGAAAGAAUAUUCUCAGGCCGCUUCGACAUUACUUGAAGAAGGUAGUAAGGAUCAUUUCGAGUGUCCUGCAGACUGCUCACUUUCAGAUAUCUUCAAUUUUUACAUAUUUCUUCGCAAUCAUCCUCUGGUUAUGCGUCAAAAACUCGCUGAUGUGGAAGUUCAGGUGGGUCUCAAUGAAAAAUUUCUGGUUAUUGCCAAGCAUGUUAAAGCUUAUGUCACACCUAAUGAACGCCGUUUAUAUUUUCGCACUGCAAGUGCGCAUUUGGUUUCUGGAUGUCCGUUCCUUGCUUUAAACGUUUUAAAACGCUUACCGAAAGAAAUGAAUCUUGUUGAACCCGAUUCAUCGUCUUUAUUAAAUCUUUUCAGUGGUAAUAAGAACUCGAAAAUAAAACGUGAUACUGUAGAGAAUUUUGAUUGGUCAGCUCCAAGCAGAAUUUUAAAAGAUGAUGAUCUAGAAUUAGAAUGGAGUGAUGAUGACCGUGAUAAUGAUGUUCUUAGCAAUACUGCCAAAGAAAAUGGAAAUGUGCAAAUGAAUAAUCAGCGAAUCAAUUUUGUUGAGCCUUUAAUUUCGCAGUAUACUUUUGGUGUAUUCACCACCGAUUAUAAAAUCGCAAAACAUGACGAUGGGUUAUUGAUGCAGUUAUGUAGAGGGCGAUAUAAACUUUUACAGGAAAGUAGUGUUAAUAGUCAUCUUGACGUUAUUGCUCAGCAUAUGAAAUUCGUUGCAAUUUUAAGAAUUUUGGUGCAGGAAUUAUCAACUUUAGCAAGUGGAUUUGAAGUUGAUGGUGGACAGUUAAGAUUCCAGGCGAGUUCCUUAAUUUUUAAAUGGUUAGAAAAAGAAAUAGACGUUCUGAAAGAUUUGUGUGAUUCUGAAACAGUUGAUAACGGCAUAAUAUUUGAUGAAUGGGAAGAUGUGGACGAUUCUUAUGACGACUUGAGUAGUACGAAUAUGCCUUUGCAUGAAGCAUUGCAUUCCGAUCAUCUGCAGCUUGCUAUUCGCACGAAAACAACUCUACUUCGUCGUAAUUGGCUUAAUAAAAAUCAAAAAUUGAUUAGAGCGUUUACCCUUUAUUGUACUUUGCAUAGCGCGCAAAAUCCUCGUUUGACUUCUGCAUUAAUGGAAUUGCUUCUUUUGCUUCUUGAAAUACAACAAGAACCAAUGCCUGUGCUAUCGUCUUUUCCUCUUUUAAUGGCUUCUGUAUCAUCUAAUAAAAUGUUCGUAUCUUCGCCGUUACGAUUCCUCAAUAAUCAGUGUUCUGAUAUUUUGUUAUCACUAGCAGAAUUGGAAGAACCUCCAAGGCUUGAUACAUCAUUUGGCAAGAUAUAUAUGCUGUAUAGUUUGUGCCAAGGUUUGUCGUCUUGUUUGUAUCAGUCCUUGUGCGAUGUUGAAAAUUUUUGCCAGUCAUGGACGAAUCAGUCAUUGGGAAUUUUAACGCGGCGACCUCGUUUCGUAAGUUCUAAUGAAAACUUGGUAGUGACAACAAUUCCUUCAAAAUGGCCGGGCGUGGACAGCCUUGUUGCCUUGUUGUGCCGUGAAAAGGGUGAAGAAACCUCACAUUUACGAUUGUUACUCGUCCAGGUCUCUACAUCUCUCUUUGUUUAUGCGUUCACUGCUUACGAUUCCCGAUGGCUAUAUCGUUUAGCUGCUCAAUCAAUCGAUUCAAAGCGAUUUGCUAGCAUUUUUGGUGGUGGUGGGGAGAAACGGAUGAAAGCUGCACAGCCUAUUCGACCUCCAAAGCCUGAAAUCGUACAUUCCUCUACAAAAAAUGAUGAAAUAUCUACUGAGGAAAAAACUUCAGAUUCUUUGGCAUUUCGGAGUAAAUAUAAUGCUAAGAUUUUUGGUUCGGCAUGUGUUACUGCAAAUGUUUCAUUUCAUCCAAAUGUAUCUUCUGUUAUGUGUCCAUCUGAACAAACAGUCUACCGUUGGGUGGCACCCAAAAAAAAUAUUGUUCAAAUGUUUGCUGAAAAACCCAACAUGGAAACUAAAGAAGAACUUGGAUUUGAUUAUGAUUCUAAUGAUGAAAUUAGUGCGGAUGUUGAUGUGAAUGAGGAUGAAAAUGGUGAAAAGAAAAAAGUUAUUGAGAACAAUAAUCCAGAAAGCUUUUCUUGGGCAAUCAUGCGUUUAGCACUUGUUCAACAGCAUUUGUAUAGGCUAAAACAAUUUGUUACACUGGCUGGUUUUGAUCUCAUCGAACUACCUGCAGUCUCUCCAAAAGUCAAUUCAAUUUUCGUUUUACUCGAAUCGUGGGGAAGGCAACUAGUUGAAAAAUUAUCAACAUAUCCUACUAGCUGCGCAGUCGAAUUACUUCCAAAUUCUGCACUUGAUCAGACCGACAAUCAUCUUGGUCCGUUGUUACGUAAAUAUCGAGUUUUACUAGAACCUAGAAACACUCCAUUUGAAUGCGAUGAUCGUAUAAUGCUACCAGUUCGACGCUUAUGGUCUUAUCUUGUUCGCCAGAAUCAUCUUAUGCAAAUAUUUAUUCGGCAUAUAUUCCGAAGAAAAGAAGAAGAGGAACAGUUGAAUGCGAAACAGGAAGGAACCAUUGUUGACAACGAUCAACCCCAUGAAGUUUACAAAAUAGUUCAGAGAGAAAAUGAACCAAUCACUGCUUUUGCUUGCAGUCAAAUAAAACCAAAUUGGUUGGUUGUCGCUACAACUCGCGAACUACAGGAACUCGACAUAAGUUCAUUGUUGAAUUGCUAUCAAAAUAUACAAUCAUCUUCGUGGUUAAAUAAUAGAACUGAACUAGAUAUAAGUCUUAAUGAAUUAAAACAAGAUGUAGUGAAGGCCAAUGAUGAUUAUCAACUUCUAAUCGAUGAUGGAAGAAAAGUAUCUUCAACAAACUUUUUACUUAAACGACAUGUUACUGGUAUUCGAAGAAUGGAUUCACAUCCAUCAUUACCUUAUUAUAUUAGUGGAUCAGCGGAUGGGUCCAUACGUUUAUGGGAAUGGGGCACUGGCCAACCUUUAUUCACCCCUCGAGUGGCUGGGCAGUAUGCAAAGAAUCAAAAAUGUCAUUCGAAAUCCGCCUCAGAUGUGAGAUUCCUCGAUUCAUCAUCAUCAGUUCUUGUCACUGUUGGGAGUGGUUCCAGUGACCAAAAUGUUUGUUUAUGGGAUACAUUAAUGCCUCAGUCGAAGGCUUUAGUACAGUCGUGGACAGCGCAUCCCGAGGGUGCAGCUUCCGUCUUAUAUUUUCCUUCUAAUCAAACUAUCGUUUCUGGUGGCAGACGUGGCGAAAUUUGCUUUUGGGAUCUAAGACAACGACAGUUGCGUGGUACAUUGAAAGCCUUCGAUAGUUCUAUUGUGAAAUGCUUGAUUACUGAUCCCUCAAAUGAAUAUAUUAUUGCUGGUUCAAGUGAAGGCGAUAUAAUAGUUUGGACCAACGAAGUCGCACCACAGCUACAUAUGAAAUUUAGUGGUGAGCAUGCCAAUCGUGUUGGUUUUAGUCUGCGGCAAGUGGCAUCAAGUAGUGUUCAGGGUGUUCAACAGCUUUAUAUGGAUUCCCAAAUGCGAUUAUUUUCAUGUGGCGGUGAUAGCUCAUUAAAAUUACGGCAAUUCGGUAAUAUUUAUUAA
Molecule: messenger RNA, 5418 nt
Organism: Dracunculus medinensis (Guinea worm)
Lineage: Eukaryota; Metazoa; Nematoda; Chromadorea; Rhabditida; Dracunculidae
Source: the annotation of a GenBank genome assembly